AUUGGUCAGAUUGAGAGGACACUGUUUGAGGACACAGUGAAGACGCUGAAUAAUUACUAUGCAGAGGCGGAGAAGAUCGGAGGCCAGUCCUACCUCGAGGGAUGUCUGGCCUGCCUCACAAUUUACCUCAUAUUCCUGUGCAUCGAGACACGCUAUGAGAAGGUGCUGAAGAAGAUCUCGCGGUACAUUCAGGAGCAGAAUGAGAAGGUCUACGGUCCUCGAGGUCUCCUCAUCACAGACCCCAUACAGAGAGGCAUGAGAGUCAUUGAGAUCAGUGUGUACGAGGAUCGUGGCUCCAGUGGUUCAAGCUCAGGAAGCAGCACAACCAGCAGCAGCGGACGCUGAUUCACACACACACACACACACACACACUCAGACACACACACACUCACUCACACACACUCACACACACACACACACACACACUCGCACACGUGUGACGCCUUCAUACUGACGGCCGCUGAACAAACACGACACGACAGCGACCGCUCAGCAUCGUCAAACACAAACACACCUGACAUGCACUGCCUCCACGAGACACAUCAGCUGCUGGAACAGCAGCGCGUCAUUACCUCAGUCAUUACCUCCACCCUCCUGCAGCCGUUGCACAUCCUCCAGUCACUCGCUGUAGCAUCCUGGGUAAAGCGCACAUGAGCUUCUGUCACUGUAAUAUGCAAUCUCACUCACAAACGCCUGUGAAGUAGCUGCCGAACGGCACACGACAGUCUUCCAUCUUCAUGAUUUUUCACCCUUUUGUUUUGAGUAUGAGCACUUUUACUCUAACUAUUAAACAGAAGACAGAUUUUAGACUAGGUAGAUGUCAAGGACUGAAAUCUGACCCCAGAUAUUUUAUACAGGCCCCAGACACUGCCAUCUUAUUCCACGGGUACUAUUUAUGACUUUAUUGUGUUGCUUUAUUUCAUAGUGUGCUAAUCGUUCAUGCUUUGUACUCAUAACGCACUGUCAGAGCAGAAACGAGUCCUGAUGACGUGACUGAAGAGCCAGAGCUUCCUCACAUGGUCCUUCAUCACGAGCUUCCAUUUCUUACUGAGAACCUUUGGCUCCUGUAUGCAAAGAUGAAGAGAAAAAGAAGCUGAGAGUGCUUUUUCUGUUGUGUAGCAAAAUAAAUGAACAUUGAU
Messenger RNA from Sinocyclocheilus anshuiensis, 1139 nucleotides. Its product is annotated as golgin subfamily A member 7B-like. The record is from RefSeq and is a predicted model, not a curated record. The transcript is spliced from 3 exons. Gene Ontology annotation, biological process: peptidyl-L-cysteine S-palmitoylation; protein targeting to membrane. Gene Ontology annotation, cellular component: palmitoyltransferase complex. NCBI's taxonomy places the organism in Eukaryota, Metazoa, Chordata, Actinopteri, Cypriniformes, Cyprinidae. The annotation marks the transcript as partial.